CAUCAGAUACAGGAAGAAUUAACAAAAGAAAAAAAUUGAUAUCGAUGUGGGCACAUGUACCGGUACAUCAUCGAGUCGAGCGCGGGGUCCCCAACCAACCAUCCAAAAACCAAGUACGUCCAGCCUCGACAUCACCCCGAGGAUAGCCGAAGAUAGAUGUGCAUCCUGCUACUGUCUACCGUCCAUCCUGACUACCACCUCAUCCUCCUCUCCAACCGCGACGAAUUCCUCGAUCGUCCCACGGCCUCCCUAGACUGGUGGACCCACCCGCCAACAAACACCAAAGUGCUCUCUGCUCGAGACUUACUACGACCAGAACAAGGCACCUGGCUGGGAGUAAACGAGCAUGGAAAACUAGGCGUGUUGACCAACUUCCGGGAAGAGGAUGUACAGAAGAUAUCGGGUGAUCGGAGUCGGGGGCAGAUGGUGAAGGAUUAUCUGACGUCGAGAUAUGGGACAGUUGAGGAGUUUGUGGAGGCGAUGAUUGAGGAGGGGAGUCAAAAGGGUGUUGGUGGAUUCUCGUUGGUUUGUGGAGAUCUAAGAGUACGUAGUGGAGAAGAGGGAGUCGGGAGGAUGGCUAUCGUCUCGAACCGCAUUGGCAAAUCAGCAGCAAAUGACAAGGCAGGACCGGACUGGAUAUUGGAGAAAGGCAGUGUCGAGACCGAAGGAUUGAGUAACUCGGUGUUCCUCGAGCCAUGGCCAAAGGUGAACGAAGGAACGAAGUAUCUGGAAGAGGUGCUGCGUGAUUCCCAGAAAGCAGGCAGAUCACAAGAAGAACUGGUCGAGAGUCUGUUCGAAAUUCUAAGCCGGGACAACCUCCCACCAGAACCAACCAUCCAAGACCUCCGCGACUCCAUCUUUGUCAGAAUAUUUCCAGUACCAUGGACUGUGCCAGCAGACACAACAGCAUCAGGCUGCGCAGACGACGAAACACUAAGAAAGCCAGCGGAGACGCCGAUAAGACUGUACGGAACGCGGCAACAGAGUGUGAUACUGGUAGACAAGCAAGGGCAGAUCACGUUCAUAGAGCGGACAUUAUGGGACGAGUACGGAAACGCAUUACCGAAAGACCAGAGAGACCGGACAUUCCAACUGGCAUUCUAACAACAGUAAGUCAUGCGUAAUGGUAUAUUUGAUGGACCAAAUAGGCCCCUAUAUACAAUG
This is a messenger RNA of Saitoella complicata NRRL Y-17804, 1164 nucleotides long. Its product is annotated as DUF833-domain-containing protein. The transcript has 2 exons. Gene Ontology annotation, biological process: protein secretion; Golgi organization. Bases 157 to 1104 code for a protein of 315 amino acids. The record is from RefSeq and is a predicted model, not a curated record. Lineage: Eukaryota; Fungi; Ascomycota; Saitoellomycetes; Saitoellales; Saitoellaceae. Gene Ontology annotation, cellular component: Golgi apparatus.